Molecule: messenger RNA, 6440 nt
Organism: Sus scrofa (pig)
Lineage: Eukaryota; Metazoa; Chordata; Mammalia; Artiodactyla; Suidae
Gene: CD96
Product: CD96 molecule
Biological process (GO): cell-matrix adhesion; inflammatory response
Source: RefSeq, a predicted model, not a curated record
CUGGGGUCUUGCCAAGUGAUAAACAGACACAGGCGUGUGGUAGAUUUGGGGUUUUUCAGCACGAAUAGGGUAGCUGGCUUUUGCAUAGUUAAAGGCAUCAAUUAACUUCCAUGAUCAUUAUGGGAAUGCUGGCGUGAGGCCUUCAGGAGACAAUGGAGAAAAUAUGGACUUACUAUGUUGUCUGUACCAUUAUCCAGAUACACUUUGUGAGGGGAGUAUUGGAAGGAUCAUCCAAUGCAGAAGAAGACAUUUACGUCUUACCUGGCUCUGAUGUCAACCUGACUUGCCAAGCACACACGAAAAGCUUCUUGGUACAGAUACAGUGGUCCAGGCUCACCGAUAAGGUGGACCUGAUUGCCCUUUAUCAUCCCACUCAUGGCUUCUACUGUGCCAACCAGAGUCCCUGUGAGUCACUGGUGGCUUUCAGAGAAACUCCUGAGAAUGUGUCAGAGUGGACUCUGCACUUAAGGAACAUAUCCUCCUCAGUCACUGGAAAGUAUAAAUGUAGCUUCACUCUGUAUCCAGAGGGCAUUCACACGAAAAUCUACAACCUGUUCCUUCAGGCAGAUGUUACACAGGAUGAAUGGAGAAGCAGCCGUACAAUAGAAAUAGAGAUAAAUCGGACUCUGGAAAUACCAUGCUUUCAAAAUAUCUCCUUAGAAAUUUCACCUAAGCUCAACUUUUCUUGGCUGGUGGAGGGUAAUGGAACGCAGGAAACACUUAUCACCCAAGAUCACCCCAUCAGCAGUUCCACAUUUUUUAAAGACAGAGUCAAGCUGGGUACAAACUACACACUCCACCUCUCUCCAGUCCAAAUCCACGACGAUGACCAGAAGUUCUCUUGCCACAUUGUAGUCAGGCCUGGCAAAAUCUUGGCGAGCUCCACCACGGUCAAGGUUUUUGCUAAGCCAGAAAUCCCCAUGAUUGUGGAAAAUAAUUCCAUGGAUGUCCUUGGAAAGAGAAUAUUUACCUGCUUACUGAAGAAUGUAUUUCCAACAGCAAAUCUCACAUGGUUUAUAGAGAGAAACUUCCCUCAAGGUGAAAGAAAAGAAAUAUACAUUGCUAAUGAAGAGAGAAAAGACAAAGGUGGAUUUUUGGAACUGAAGUCUGUUUUGACAAGCUUGUAUGAUAAUAAACCAGCCCAAUCAGAUAACCUGACCAUCUGGUGUAUGGCUCUGUCUCCGGUCCCUGGAAACAAAGUGUGGAAUAACUCAUCUGAAAAGAUCACAUUUUCCUUGGGCUCAGUGAACCCUCCAACAGAGCCUCUGCUCAGUGCUUCAGAAGUUACUCUUGGCAUCCACCCUUCUCCAGCCCACAGCACAUCUCCUGCAACCAGUGAUUCCACUGUGACUACCCGAGGCUUCAAUUACUCCCAGACUUCCAGUGGGAAAGACCCCAAAUAUUCUUCGUGGAUGCCCAGUGAAACAUACAGUCCAUCCUCCUUGGGUGCAAGCUCAACAAUUCAUGGUGACAUCUUCACCAACACAACCGUAGCAUUUUCAGAAGUUCCCACAACUGCCAAUGGAUCUACUGAAAAUAAUCACAUGCAUAUCCCUGGGAUUGUAGUCAAUAAGCCCAAAGAUGGAAUGUCCUGGCCAGUGAUUGUAGCAGCUUUGCUUUUUUCCUGUCUCGUACUGUUUGGUCUUGGAGUGAGAAAAUGGUGUCAAUACCAAAAAGAAAUCAUGGAACGACCCCCGCCUUUCAAGCCACCUCCACCUCCCAUCAAGUAUGUUUGCAUUCAAGAGCCCAUUGAAAGUGAUCUGCCUUGUCACGAGAUGGAGACACUCUAGUCGUUUGAGACUUUGCCACACAGCAGAACUCCGCUAGAAUCUUACUGAAAAAGUGUAUAUUGUGCUUUAUUAAUGUAAUCGCCCUCUAGCCAAGCCUCCCCUGCAGCUGAAAUGGAUGUCAGAAGUGAAUGACCUGUUUUCCCCAGCAACUCACCAUCUUUCAUCUGCAUAUGCCUGAAAUUUAAACAAGAGUUUAUGUGAAGCUGACACCAGUUGUGAUCUAUAGGGAUUUUCUUGCUCGUGUAACAAGUGCAGAGUCGGCUGCUGUCAUUAAAAAAAUACUUGCAGUGGUUUUAUUUUUCAUGUUAAUUCUCUGAUUGAGGUGAUGACAGUGGUUUCAAGCUUAUGCCCAUACCAGAUCCUGUUCUCUUAAAGCAUCUGCCGGCAUUCGACACCAUCCAUCAAAAUUAUGAUAAUCUCUAAGGUUUGCUGCAUUCCCUAUAAAAAUUACAAAAGAAGAAAAUGCGAAAGUUCAAAUUCUAGAUAAUGGGAAAGUGCAGCUAGUCUUUGUACUGAAGUUCAGUUGUUUAUUUUCAGUGGAGGAAAACAGAAUUCUUUUUGCACAAGAACCCCAGUUCCCAUCCUCACUCUUCUUCCAUCAUCUCAGCCCAGGCUCCUGCCCAUGGGAUGAAGAGGGAGAACAGGCCACCUGGCCUAGAAGAUAAAAUACUCCAUUGGCCUCUAGAAUUUGAGCUAAGAAUGGUUUCAUUCUUGGCUUUACUUCUGUGUGUGUGUGUACAUCAGACUAUUGGCAAACUUGUUGUAUACAUAAACAGGCAGGCUAAUCCCAAUCCAACUCAUUCAGGUCCAGUUAUACUCAUUUUCAUCUGGGGACUUUCCUGCUCCUCCAAUCUGCCUAUUUGGAUCUUUCCUUAAACAAAUAAAGAGCCUCAAAUCAGACUAGCAUUGAUGAAUUAACCCUACCAAUCGUUUAUAAAACAGUUCAAACAGAACACAAAUAAGUGAUGGAGAAGAAACCUCGUCAGCCUGACCUGCUCCAUAUUCAGCACCACUCAGUGAAUGAAUAAAUUACCGAUACCCCUCGUUCGUCUAAACCUUCCCCACACCCCUUCUCUAGGAGGGGAGAACACGUGUUGCUAAUAGAUGUAAAAGGCAAAUUUCGUGUGAACUUCAGACAAUCGCAAACUUUAGUUCUUUUGCAGUGUACUUACUCCUGGCCAGACAUGAGAAUGACUGGGAGAGUGUUGUUUUUGAAACAUCAUGACAAGGAUGUCAGCACAUGCAGAAUACAGAACUUCUCCACAAAUAAUAUUUAACUAGGUUCUUAAGUGCAGAAAUGCAUGUAAGGUCAUAUGGUAAAAAGAUAUGGGAUUAAAUACUGAUGAAAAUGCAAGUUCAUUAUAAAUUUCUUUGUAAUUAUUUCUUUUCUCCAUUAAUUCUUUCAUAAGCUUUUUUAUCCUAUCAUUCACUUAUUUCCCAAACUUCUUGUAUUAAAAUAAUGAUAAUGAUUUUAUUUAAUUGAGGUAUAGUUGAUUUACAAUGUUGUGUCAAUAAAAAAGAAAAAAAAAUUACGGCCGGAGUUCCUGUUGCGGCUCAGCAGUAAUGAACUCAACUAGUAUUUGUGAGGACGUGGGUUCAAUUGCUAGCCUUGCUCAGUAGGUUAAAGGAUCUGUGUUGCCUUGAGCUGUGGUGUAGGUCGCAGACACGGCUCGGAUCCCAUGUUGCUGUGGCUGUGGUGUAGGCCAGUAGCUACAGUUCCGAUUCAGCUGCAGCUCCGAUUGGACCCUUAGCCUGGGAACUUCCAUAUGCCGAGGGUGCGGCCCUUAAAAAAAAAGCAUCAUGUGAAAUCAGAACCUCUGUGGCAUCAGCCUUCCUAGAUGAUUCAAGUUUUCAGCCAAAUUUGAGAACUCCUGAGCCAGAAGAUGUCCCUUCUCAUUGAUCAGAAUCUUGAUAGAGUGUAACUCUUGUGGUGGCCAGCCUCCACAAUGUCCCCCAGGAUUCUUGCCUCUUAUAUAGGCCUCUCUGAUGCUGAAUACAGCUGACUCAUAUAGCUGGUCAGAGCUGGGAUAAGGCGAACAAAGCACAUGGAGUAUAAAAUUUAAGGAGGUGUUCACGCUCAGAGUCAUGGAUUUGUACAAGCUUGUGAGUGAGUACCAAUCCCAGGCCUGGUAUAACCAAUAAGAUAUCACAGAAAUAACCAGAGUGCGGGUUCCAAAGCUAGGUCAUAAAAAUACUUUGUAGCUUCUGCCUCCAUCUCUCUUUGAUCACUUGUUAUGGAAGAGGUCAAUUGUCAUGCUGUGAGGACACUCCAAUAGCCCUACCAAAAGGUCCUGCUGCCAAGGAACUGAGGCCUCCUGCUAAUAGCAAGAACCCUGAGCCAGGCUCUUAAGUAAGCUAUGUUGGAAGCACAACCUCCAGCCCCCAUUCAAGUUUUCAGAUAACUGCAUCCUCAUUGAUGUUUCGGCUGGACCUCAUGAGAGCCACAACUACCCAGCUAAGCCUCUUCUGAAUUCCUGAGCAGCAGACACUGUGAGAUAACAAAUAUUUAUUAUUUAAUAAGUUUGGGGUGUAAUGUAUUACACAGUAAUAGGUAGCUAAUACAGCUCAAAAAAUGGGGAAAUAAACUAAUGUUUGCCUGCUUUAAUUACCCUCAAUUUCUUUUUUUUUUUUUUAAUUUUUUUAUUUGCCCACUGUACAGCAAGGGGGUCAGGUUAUCCUUACAUGUAUACAUUACAAUUACAUUUUUCCCCCACCCUUUGUUCUGUUGCAACAUGAGUAUCUAGACAGUUUCUCAUUGUUCUCAAGAAAGAAAUAAGACUAAUUUCAUAUAUGUAUAUAUGACUUGCUUCUUGUGUAGUUAUUUUUAUUUAAUACAAAUUAAUCAUCAGUAAUUUGUAUUAAGGUCAUUGUGGUUUUAUUAUUUCAUUAGGAGACAUGAAUACAAGUAGAAAUAUUGAGGUAAAAAGUGGCAGAUUUUGGGGAGUUCCCGUCGUGGCGCAGUGGUUAACGAAUCCGACUAGGAACCAUGAGAUUGUGGGUUUGGUCCCUGCCCUUGCUCAGUGGGUUAGCGAUCCAGCGUUGCUGUGGCUCUGGAGUAGGCCGGCAGCUACAGCUCCGAUUCGACCCCUAGCCUGGGAACCUCCAUAUGCUGUGAGAGCAGCCCAAUAAAUAGCAAAAAGACAAAAAAAAAAAAAAAAGUGGCAGAUUUGGACAAUGUUUGGAUUGUUUCACUAAAGGCAUAGACAGUUGUAUAGUACAAUAUGUCAUGCAGUUUUUUAAUAUAUCAUAUGGCAAGUGUUUCACAGUGUUUUUGUCUUAGCUUCCUCUUUGAAGUACCCUCUUCUGAUUUUAUAAAUAAGUUCUGAUCAGCAUUUGUAAAUUCAUCUCCAACUCAAAUAGAGUGAACAGUUGCUUAUUCAUGUAGGAAUGUUCAUCCAUGGUUCAGAGAAAUUUUCUGAAAAAUUGAAGGAUUCUAGAUGCUUUUCAGGCAGCAUUAUGAUCUUGACCUCCUUCAUUUGACUAAAAUGACACUUUAACCUGGACCUUAAAAUUGCGUGCAAGUAAGUUCAUAGAAUCUGUCUCAAACCAGCAACACUUUUCUCUAGAAGUGGAUUUAGUUCUAUCUCACAGGAGAAGUAGCAACAUUAGACUCUAAUCCCUAAGAAUUCUGCAUGUCUUAAUUACUGGCUUUGUUUUCACUGAGAAGAAGCCAUAUGUAAAUAUUUUCAUCACUAAUUUCCAAAACAUGGUAUGUUAGGUAACAUUGUUGUUCAGAAAUAUUCACUUCUUUACUCACCUGCAUCAUGAGAACUCUUGACUUAGGGCUUGGCCAUGUGAUUUACUUUGAACGAUGGAAAAUCAUGGACAUGAGUAACCCAAGACUUUAAAGUUGCUUGUAUGAUUGGACUUGCUCUCUUUUUCUCUACCAUUACUGUAAGAAGAACAUUUUCAGGCUAGCCUGCUAGCUCCAAGAAGAAAAUGAGACUUAUGGAUCAGAGCAGAACCACCAAGCCAUGCCCAAUCUAGAUCGACCAACCUCCAUCCUAACUCAAAUGUGCAUUGUUAGAUACUAUUAAAUAUUGUUCCAGGCUACUGAAAUUGUGUGAUUGUUACACAGAAUUAUUGUAGCAAAAGUUAACCUAUACACAUAAGUCCUGAGCUAGGCACAUUUUAGGUCAUAUGCAAGAGCCUAAGGUGAGGAUGAAAUCAAAUUUAAUUGAAAUAGUCUUUCCCUUGAUUCAACAUAAAUUUGUUUUAACUGAUGAACAUGUAGUUGGCUUGAUCAAAUUAAUUUUGCAGUGUAGAUCUUUAAAAUUAUAAAAUAUUUUAUCAUGAUGGGCAUUAGAGGUCAUAUUGCAAAUAGUUAGAGACUGUGAAAUUGACUUGCCCAAGGUCACAUUAUUAGAAGUGAUAAAGCCAAAAUGAUAACCCAGCUCUCUGAUUUCCAGUCCAGAUUGUGAUCAGUCUCCAAUAUAUCAUGAUAUUUAAUUGUUGUGGUAUCUCCUUUUACUAUAAACAAGUGUUUGGAGUGCACUUAAGUAAAUACUGAAUAUUUUAAUGCCCAGGUGGUAUAUCCCACAUAUGAUAAUAGAAGACAAAGAAAAGUAAAAAUAAUUGCACCCUGCAGUGAGAUGACCAGGAAAGUGUGCAAAAAAAAAAAAAAAAAAAAGUGAGUAGGAGAUGAAAAGA